AUGUCCUCAGGUGUACCUUCGACGGAUGCUCUGUUCAGAGAAGUCUGGUCAGAAUACGGUGUCAGCAUAUGUUUCAUACUGCUGCGGUUCUACGCCAGAUUAAAGUUCUUCGGAAUCAGGAAUCUGGACAUCGGAGAUGCAUUCGCAGGCCUUGCGUUGAUCUUUUACACACUGGAGACCGCCGGCAUAUACAACUUUACGCAGCUGGGCAACAACAUCGGCCUCAACGAGGAGACGGCCAUGUUGAUCCCCGACAGUCAGGUUCCAGCCGUGACGUUGGGCUCGAAGCUGGCUUUCAUGAAUUGGAUAUGGUAUAUCAGUUUGAUCUGGUCGCUGGAAGGCGUGUUGUGGACCAUUUACGUCAAGCUUGGGACCGGCGUUGCGCGACAAGAAGUGGCCGUCAAGGCUUUCUCCAUCUUCACAUUCUGUACCUGGCUAGCCUGUGUCCUUACACACGUCUGCAUAUGCAUGCCAGCAUCGAGAUCGUGGCAAGUCAAGGCGUAUGCUGGAGACAACUGCACUGUCCGCACGCCCAGUUACAUCGUGAUUGCGGUGCUCAACAGCCUCACGGAUCUCGGUAUUAUCAUACUACCAAUGCCACUUCUGUUCAAGGUCAAAGUGCCCUUGUAG
Messenger RNA from Fulvia fulva, 630 nucleotides. RefSeq lists its product as uncharacterized. The transcript is spliced from 4 exons. NCBI's taxonomy places the organism in Eukaryota, Fungi, Ascomycota, Dothideomycetes, Mycosphaerellales, Mycosphaerellaceae. The coding region runs from base 1 to 630 and encodes 209 amino acids. The record is from RefSeq and is a predicted model, not a curated record.